This is a messenger RNA of Peronospora belbahrii, 3180 nucleotides long. The record is from the annotation of a GenBank genome assembly. NCBI's taxonomy places the organism in Eukaryota, Oomycota, Peronosporomycetes, Peronosporales, Peronosporaceae.
AUGGGACCUCGAUCCAUUUAUAAAGGUACUGGAGUACCAACUUCUACUACUGCUAUAAGUACUAGUACUACUACACCACGUUCAAAUGCAGCAACUAUUCUUGUUAAUUUAGAUGUGUUUAUCCAUCGCGCUAAUAUUGGUCAUGACAUUAGUCCAAAUGAUCACGAGUUGAUUGUACUCUUUCGACGUAAUAGUAAAGAAGUUAUCUCUGAACCAACACAAUGGACUUUUGAUCAUUGUGCAAUCUGGAAUCAACAUUUAAAUAUCCAAACGUCAUUACUUGGACAGAAGAAAGCCGGACAAAGUGGGGCAAGAACUUCUACUUUUCUGAAAAAAGAAUAUGAAAUUAUACUUGUCGCGCUACCCAGCCAUUCUGCUGUUGCCCUUUUUUCCGUGGAUUUUGCUACACUUGUUCAGCUUCAUGCUAGUCCACAAGACCGACACAAAUUGUUUCGUAUCUCGCCACUUAAGUGUCGAGAUUUGGCGGCGACGCUCGAGCUUGACAUUACGUGGGAUCUUGUUCAAGCACCUGGAAAUUUGCAUGUUAAUGCUGCAGUUGAUUCCGAGACUAAUUUACAAGCAGGAUCUGCUGGGUUAGCGAAACUUCCGCCACCAUCAAUUCUGCUGAAUAAGAAUUCUCACGCUUUGAAGCCACAGACGUCUACGACCCAGACACCACGCUCUCGAGAGAUAAACAAGUCUCGACGAAGCGCAAAUGAAUCAACAUUAGUGUCGACACGACGAACGACUGCCAGUCUUAGCUCAAAUGGCAGCGAGCGAGAUUUGCUGGAAGAACUGUCCGUUUCCAAUUGCAGCAAUUGCCGGUCUGCUAAGCGGCGACUUGAUCGCAAAGAGGUGCAAGUGAUGCAGCUCGAGUCGUUCUUGAAGGAGUCUCAGAAGCGCAUUGACGCACAGUCUACAGAGAAUGAGGAGCUAAUGAUUCGAGAAAAGGCUGAGACUCGUAACGCAGUACAUCAGCGUGCACUGACCUUGCGUUUGUUACAGGAGUUAGAGACGGCUGUGCACUUAUGCAACAAUGAGAUGCAGGUUCAGGACACAACAUUGCUGCCGCAGGUGGAGCUUAUUGAACGAGUCAAGAAGUUUCACGAGGAGAUGGACUCACUACUACAUUGUCACUCAGAGCACUCGGAGCGUUUGAAGAGUUCGCACUUAUCACAGACGCCACAGAGGUCACAGACCACCUUUGACUUUCGAGCUGAAACGGAGGCGGCGUUGCGACGCAAUCAGCGACUGCAGGAACACUUGGAAUUUCUGGGUCGUUUAAUGGAGUAUGAUAGUGACGCAGGCGAGGAUAGUACUCGGACUUAUCGUGCGGCCACUGACACCUCAGGCACCACUAUUUCGUCGGUCCGCAGUGGCAGCGUCACGGUGGAUCGUGAAGAGCGACCUGUUGCUUUUACCAUGACACAACAGCUCCAUAAUCUCGAACGGGAGAAUUUUAAGCUGCGGUCUGAGCUUGAGGGCGUACUGGCUAAUGCUUCCAGUGCUUUAAAGAAACAUUUGGGUGGCUUCUCUUCGCGCAUGACAAAAGGUCUGUCGCUUAACGCAGAGGUCUCGGAGACUACGAGUUCUUCUAGUCGUGAAGACAUUGAGGAGUCUGAGAACGAGAAUGCGGCGCAACUUAGUCAAAUCCGAGAGCAGCACAAGUUUGAAGCUGAACGCUCUGCCGCACUUGCGUCGGAACUGGAGCAGGCAAAAAAUGACAUCAAAAAGUUGAAAGACCAAGUUGAAGUUGCACAGAACGAAAGUGCAUCAAAGUCAGACCGGGAGCAGCCUUUACAGGCGCCUGGCUUUUUAGAUAAGAUUUAUGCUGAUGUUGGCAAGGCUAAAUUGGUGCUUGAGGACCGUGUGAAGCAACUCGAUGAAUUGCUGGCUAAUGCUACCAAAGAAAACGAUCGUCUUCGCAACGAGAUCGAGGAUUUCGAGCAGCAAGAGAGUGAUAGGCACAACGAAGCAAUAGCAGUCAAACCUGACGCACGCAUUACUGAGCUUGAAGAAUUAUUGAAGGUGCGGGAGAAGGAGCUGGAGACGAAUGGGGAAGAACUUGUGAAGACGAAAAGACAGCUUGAAAACGCUGUGAAUCGUGCUCGUGCGGGUGAUAGUGUAAAGUUGGAGCUAGAGACUGAACUCGCCGCUGUCCGUCUUUCUCUAAAGGUGGCACAGGAAGCUACUACGCAGCUUGAACAUCGGAUGGCUGUGUUGUCUUCCAGUGCUGCUCCUGCAAGUACAACGUCUCAUUACUCGCCUUCAAGUGACGCUACGGUUCAUGGUGAAUUGGCUGAUGUGCAGAAACAGCUGAAGCUUUCGAAGCAGGAGGUAAUGCAGCUUCGUUUUCGCAGUAAUCAGCUUGAGAGUGUGAAUGAGCGUCUAGAAGAGACGCUCAAGGAGAAGCGAACACUAGAAGUGAAGCUGACUGCGCUCGAGGGUCAGCUCUUUGAACAGCGAAAUCGGACUAUUACCACGGACAACAACAGCUUUUCGCAGGACGUCAAGAACUCUACGAUGCUGACCGAAAUACAGCGUGAGCUCGACACUAAAUCUGCUCAGCUGACAGUUGCUGAGCGUGAAAUUGAGCAUUUGCGGUUGCAAUGCAGUGAACAACGUGGUAUGAAUUUUAUUUCUGGCAACACUGAGGAUGUAAUUGACAAAGUAAAGCGCUUUGAGAACGAGAUUGGGCGUCUUUGUGAGCGCAAUGACGAGCAAGCCAGACGACUAGAGAAGCUCGCACGUCGGGUGACAGUCGCCGUUCGUGAACGAGAUGAACUUGAGAUGAUUGUGGAGCAAAUGGUGACGGAGAUGGCGCUUUUGAAUAAAGAGGUGAAAGUUUCGACUGGAGUUCGUAAGGACCGAACGCCGUCAAUUUUAGAGGACGAGGAGAUGGAGGAGAAAAAAGUGAUGCUGGAUAGGGACUUGUCUUCUCAGACGGUGGGACAAAGUGGUACAACAAUCAUUGAUCGCUAUGCAAAUGCAGUAGCUUCAACGUCCUUGUCUCAUAUUCCAUCAUCUUCUACUCCGGACGUCUCCAGCAGUAAAGUGGCUGAGCUUGUGAAGAAUUAUUCCAUUCAUGAUGAGAAUUCCGAUGGUGUCAAGUUUUAUAAAGGACUGACAAAAUUGCAAUUGGAAUCGCGUCAUCGUAAUAUUUCAUCCACGAGUUCAUAA